Rotaria sordida is the source of this 372-nucleotide messenger RNA. The record is from the annotation of a GenBank genome assembly. Lineage: Eukaryota; Metazoa; Rotifera; Eurotatoria; Philodinida; Philodinidae.
AUGGAAUGGUAUAUCGUAUUUCUUUUUCUUACUGGACAUUUCUCCAUGACACAAGCUGCUUGUUUUCUACCGAUUAAAUUCUAUAUUGAUUGUGGAGUAAUAAGAACAGCUAGUAGUGCAUAUCAGCUUUGUCAAAGUCAUCAAAUGACUGUUUUAAAUUUAACUAAUGGAACAGCAUCAUUAAUAAGUGAUAUUGCUGUACUUAAUACUACGCUUAAAGCACAAAAUUGUAAUGGAAAUUUUUGGUAUUCAUCUGGUUCUCAGACAGCUUUAGCUGGUGAUGCCGAUGGUCUUAGUGGCUUGCUUAACGGUCUUACAAAUCUACUAGGUGCUGUUUUAUGUAUUAUACCAUUGAUAUGUCCAGCAACAACA